Dermochelys coriacea (leatherback sea turtle) is the source of this 720-nucleotide messenger RNA. RefSeq names its product olfactory receptor 1F1-like. Gene Ontology annotation, biological process: G protein-coupled receptor signaling pathway. Bases 1 to 720 code for a protein of 239 amino acids. The record is from RefSeq and is a predicted model, not a curated record. The transcript has 2 exons. NCBI's taxonomy places the organism in Eukaryota, Metazoa, Chordata, Testudines, Dermochelyidae. Gene Ontology annotation, molecular function: G protein-coupled receptor activity; olfactory receptor activity. Gene Ontology annotation, cellular component: membrane.
AUGGCAGACACAGGCUGGAGAAACAAAACGUCCAUCACGGAGUUCAUCCUCCUGGGAUUCGGGAAGGUCCCUGCACUACAGAUCCUUCUCUUCCCUUUGUUCCUAAUGAUCUAUAUGGCAACAGUGGCUGGGAACAUCCUCAUUGUUGUGCUAGUUGUGGCUGAUCAGCAUCUUCACACCCCCAUGUACUUCUUCCUGGGGAACUUGUCCGGCUUGGAGACCUGCUACAGCUCAGCCAUCCUGCCCAGGAUGCUGGCCAGUCUCUUGACUGUAAUAAAACUGUCCUGCAGUGACACCAGCCUGAUCUUGGUGUUGGAUUUGCUCCUGGCAUCUCUUUGCACACUCUUCCCAUUUCUGUUAACCUUGUUGUCUUAUGUUUAUAUCAUCGUCACCAUCCUGAGAAUCCCUUCCACUGGCAGCAGACAAAAGGCCUUUUCCACCUGCUCCUCACACCUCAUCGUGGUGACAAUGUUCUACGGGACCAUCAUUAUUGUCUACAUGCUACCGAAAUCCGACACAUUGAGAGACCUGAACAAAACGUUCUCUGUCUUCUAUUCUGUCCUGACCCCGCUGAUCAACCCCCUCAUCUACAGCCUGAGAAAUAAGGAGGUGAAGGAGGCCCUGAGCAGAGUGAUCCAUAAAUGUGUGGCUUUCUCAAGAACUCAGGCAUCCCAAGCAAGUACUUUUAGGCUGAAAAAAAAACAAGAUGACCAGAGCUGA